Molecule: messenger RNA, 3526 nt
Organism: Vitis riparia (riverbank grape)
Lineage: Eukaryota; Viridiplantae; Streptophyta; Magnoliopsida; Vitales; Vitaceae
Product: phosphoenolpyruvate carboxylase 4
Exons: 20
Coding region: 99-3284 (1061 amino acids)
Biological process (GO): tricarboxylic acid cycle; carbon fixation
Cellular component (GO): cytosol
Molecular function (GO): phosphoenolpyruvate carboxylase activity
Source: RefSeq, a predicted model, not a curated record
CUCUGUUUCUUUUUUCUUUUUUUUUCUCCCUCUUUCUUCUCCGUUUCUCUCUCUAGUCUCUCUAUUUGUGGUUUUUGGAGUGUUGUGUUGCUUCAACAAUGACGGACACCACAGAUGAUAUUGCAGAGGAAAUCUCUUUUCAGAGCUUUGAUGACGAUUGUAGGUUGCUGGGUAGUCUUCUCAACGAGGUGUUGCAGAGGGAAGUGGGAAGCAAUUUCAUGGAAAAAUUUGAAAGGAAUCGGAUCCUUGCUCAGAGUGCAUGCAAUAUGAGGGCGUCAGGGAUCGAGGACACUGCUGAGCUGCUUGAGAAGCAGCUCAUAUCGGAGAUAUCCGAAAUGAAUUUGGAGGAAGCGUUAACUCUCGCUCGAGCAUUCAGCCAUUAUCUUAAUCUGAUGGGUAUCGCCGAAACUCACCAUAGAUUACGUAAGGCACGAAAUGUGGCACAUAUGUCAAAAUCUUGUGAUGACAUUUUUAAUCAGCUGUUGCAGGGUGGAGUUUCUCCUGAGGAGCUUUAUAAUACUGUUUGCAAGCAGGAGGUUGAGAUUGUUCUUACUGCACAUCCCACACAGAUUAACAGACGUACUUUACAAUACAAACACAUCAGAAUUGCCCAUCUUUUAGACUAUAAUGACCGACCUAAUCUUGGUCAUGAGGACCGGGAAAUGCUGAUUGAAGAUCUGGUGAGAGAGAUAACUUCCAUAUGGCAGACAGAUGAGCUUAGGCGCCAGAAACCUACUGUUGUUGAUGAAGCUAGGGCUGGAUUGAACAUUGUGGAGCAGUCUCUUUGGAGAGCUGUACCUCAUUAUUUACGCCGUGUUAGCAAUGCUCUAAAGAAGCACACUGGGAAGUCACUUCCAUUGACUUGCACACCAAUAAAAUUUGGAUCUUGGAUGGGAGGUGAUAGAGAUGGAAAUCCAAAUGUAACUGCAGAGGUCACCCGAGACGUAUCUCUUUUAUCUAGGUGGAUGGCUAUUGAUCUCUACAUCCGGGAAGUUGAUAGCCUCAGAUUUGAACUUUCCAUGAACCGUUGCAGUGAUAGCUUGUCCAGAUUGGCACAUGAAAUUUUAGAAAAAGAAACUUCAUCAGUUGAUCGGAAUGAGAGUCGGAACCAACCACUGAACAGGAGCCAACUGAAACCUUACAGUCAGCUAGGUCCUACCCUUCCAAGACAACUUCCUGCAGGAGCUGACCUACCCUCUUGCACAGAAUGCAAGGAUGGGGAAUCUAAGUAUCCCAAAUUAGAAUUUCCUGGAACUGAUUACAUGCCAUUGAAUCGUCAGGAUGGUAAGGCUGCUUCAAGUUCAGAUACUUCAUUCCAGGAUUCCAAUAAGGACUUUGGCAAAACAUAUGGAAAUGGAACUGUAGCUAAUUCUAGCAAUUCUCAGUCAGCUGCGACACCCCGAACUGUUUCUUUCAGCUCUGGUCAACUCCUUUCUCAGAGGAAACUAUUUUCAGAAUCUCAGUUGGGAAGGUCCAGCUUCCAGAAGCUUCUGGAGCCAAGCCUACCUCAACGUCCUGGAAUUGCUCCUUAUAGGAUUGUUCUUGGAAAUGUAAAAGACAAGCUUAUGAAAACACAAAGACGGUUGGAGCUUCUUCUUGAGGAUCUUCCUUGCGAACAUGAUCCUGGGGAUUACUAUGAAACAGCAGACGAACUCUUGGAACCACUACUGCUGUGCCAUGAAUCUAUGCAAUCAUGUGGAUCUGGUGUCCUAGCUGAUGGUCGGCUUGCUGAUCUCAUCCGAAGAGUUGCUACCUUUAGAAUGGUAUUAAUGAAGCUUGACUUGCGCCAGGAAUCUGCUAGGCAUGCUGAAACACUAGAUGCAAUUACAAGUUUCCUGGAUAUGGGUAUAUAUAGUGAGUGGGAUGAAGAAAGAAAACUGGAUUUUCUGACAAGAGAGCUGAAAGGGAAGAGGCCUCUGGUUCCUCCAACUAUAGAAGUUGUUGCUGAUGUUAAAGAAGUGUUGGAUACCUUCCGAGUUGCUGCUGAGAUAGGGAGUGAUUCAUUUGGAGCAUAUGUGAUUUCUAUGGCCUCCAAUGCAAGCGAUGUCCUUGCUGUGGAGCUUCUGCAAAAAGAUGCCCGACUUGCUGUUAGUGGGGAGCUGGGCAGACCAUGUUCUGGUGGAACGCUACGGGUGGUUCCUCUAUUUGAAACUGUGAAGGACUUGAGGGGAGCUGGGGCAGUGAUCAGGAAAUUGUUAUCAAUAGAUUGGUACCGGGAGCAUAUUAUAAAGAACCAUAAUGGGCACCAGGAGGUGAUGGUUGGAUACUCUGACUCUGGUAAAGAUGCUGGGCGCUUCACUGCUGCUUGGGAACUUUACAAAGCACAAGAGGAUGUUGUAGCUGCAUGCAAUGAGUAUGGGAUUAAAGUUACUCUCUUCCAUGGGCGUGGAGGGAGUAUAGGUCGUGGUGGUGGCCCCACAUAUCUUGCCAUUCAAUCCCAACCACCUGGUUCUGUAAUGGGUACUCUCCGGUCAACUGAGCAAGGAGAGAUGGUUCAAGCUAAGUUUGGGUUACCACACACGGCUGUGCGGCAACUAGAAAUAUACACGACUGCUGUGCUGCUUGCAACCAUGCGGCCUCCACUUCCACCUAGGGAGGAAAAAUGGCGGAAUCUAAUGGAGGAGAUCUCGAAAAUCAGUGGCCAAUGUUAUAGGAGUACAGUUUAUGAAAACCCAGAAUUCCUAGCCUACUUCCAUGAAGCUACACCACAGGCUGAGCUUGGUUUCCUUAACAUAGGAAGCCGACCCACAAGAAGAAAAAACUCAACAGGAAUUGGACAUCUUCGUGCAAUUCCAUGGGUAUUUGCAUGGACUCAAACCAGAUUUGUCCUUCCUGCCUGGCUUGGAGUUGGGUCAGGUUUAAAGGGUGUUUGUGAGAAGGGGCAUAAAGAAGACCUAAUCGCAAUGUAUAAAGAAUGGCCUUUCUUCCAAUCUACCAUUGACCUUAUAGAGAUGGUCUUAGGGAAAGCGGAUAUUACCAUAGCCAAGCAUUAUGAUGAAGUUCUUGUGUCACCAAGUAGGCAAGAGCUUGGUGCUGACCUAAGGAGGGAGCUCUUGACAACAGGGAAGUAUGUCUUGGUGGUUACUGGGCAUGAUAAACUCUCUCAGAAUAAUCGAAGCUUGAGGAGACUGAUUGAGAGCCGGCUUCCUUUUCUCAAUCCAAUGAACAUGUUGCAGGUUGAGAUACUGAGGAGGUUGAGACGUGACGAUGAUAACAAUAAACUCAGAGAUGCCUUGCUUAUCACAAUAAAUGGGAUUGCUGCUGGGAUGAGGAACACAGGUUGAGUGAAACUGCUGCGCUCCAACGAGGCUCACUGUCAGCUGAAAGUCUUUCUCUUUGUUUCCAAAACAGCAAUCAUGUUAAGAGUUUGUCUACUGUAUCCAUAUCAGUCAUUAGGUUUUGUUAAAAAACAUAAACAUAUAGCACAACCGAAGUGGAACUUGCUCAUCAGGAUUGAAAAGUGUCGCAUUAUCUGAAGCGGACAUGAAUUCUCUAUUAUCUUAUAGGAGGAGGUUGUUGACAUAUA